Molecule: messenger RNA, 2872 nt
Organism: Leucoraja erinaceus (little skate)
Lineage: Eukaryota; Metazoa; Chordata; Chondrichthyes; Rajiformes; Rajidae
Gene: exo1
Product: exonuclease 1
Exons: 14
Coding region: 454-2730 (758 amino acids)
Biological process (GO): mismatch repair; DNA recombination
Cellular component (GO): nucleus
Molecular function (GO): 5'-flap endonuclease activity; metal ion binding; DNA binding
Source: RefSeq, a predicted model, not a curated record
GCGCCUUGACCAAUCUCCAGUGUGGAGGAAGGCAUUUUGUGUGUAUCUGAACCAAUCUGAGUCUGCCUUGCUCAAUAGUCACACCGAAAAGUGGCGCCAAAUGUCGACGAGGGGUUUAAACGCGCGUCUGCACGGUUCUGAGCAAAGGAUCUUUGGUUCGCAGCUUAUCCAUUUUAACCUGGAACAUUCAUUGUAACCUUUGAGAAGAGUAAAACCAAAUAAUGGGGAUUCAAGGAUUGUUACAGUUUGUUAAGGAAGCAUCAGAACCAAUUCAUGUCAAGAAGUACAAAGGACAGACUGUGGCAUUGGAUAUGUAUUGCUGGCUUCACAAAGGCGCAUUUGCAUGUGCUGAUAAAUUGGCAAAAGGAGAGCCGACUGACCAGUAUGUUAGUUAUUGUUUAAAAUUUGUUGAAAUGUUGGAAUCUUUUGGCGUUAAACCAGUCCUGGUUUUUGAUGGGUGCACUUUGCCUUCCAAAACAGAGGUGGAAAAAGGCUCGAAGAUUGCAUAGGCAAACAAAUUUGCAGAAAGGGAAGCAGCUUCUUCGUGAAGGCAAAACAGCAGAAGCCAGGGAGUGUUUUACACGAUGUGUCAACAUAACACCUGCAAUGGCACAUGAGGUGAUAAAGAUUGCAAGAGCAAGAGGGAUGGACUGUAUUGUAGCACCUUAUGAGGCUGAUGCACAAUUGGCCUAUUUAAAUAAGAUCGGCAUUGCUCAAGCAGUAAUCACAGAAGAUUCAGACCUAUUGGCAUUUGGAUGUAACAAGGUUGUACUUAAAGUGGACAAGUAUGGAAAUGGCAUUGAAAUUGACAAGGCUCGUUUUGGCAAAUGCAAGCAACUGGGAGAUGUGUUCACUGAAGAGAAGUUCAGAUAUAUGUGUAUUUUAUCAGGAUGUGAUUAUUUGCCAUCCAUUCAUGGAAUUGGUUUGGGCAAAGCAUGCAAGCUGCUGCGAAUUGCUAGCAAUCCAGAUAUCAUAACAGUGAUUAAAAAAAUGGGACAAUACUUGAAGACAAAUGUGAUUGUGCCAGAAGAAUACACAGAUGGGUUCAUUCGGGCAAAUAACACAUUUCUAUAUCAAUUGGUGUUUGAUCCAUUGAAGCGGAAGCUUGUUCCUUUAAAUGAUUAUUCAAAUGAUGUUGAUCCUAAAUCUAUUGAGUACGCUGGGCACCACUUUGGUGAUGAGAAAGCUUUACAUAUAGCUCUUGGAAAUAUAGAUAUUAAGACUUUGGAACUCAUAGACAACUUCAACCCAAGCACUUUGCAGAUUCCGCCAAAAAGGUCAAGUGGAUGGAGGAACAAUGAGGCAAAUAAGCAGAGAGCUCUGCAUAUGCUCAGUAUAUGGAGCAAAAACUAUAGACCAUAUGGAAAUCAUCUCUCGGUCCCAAAGCCAGAACAAUCACCAGAGAAACCCUGCACCAAGGGUAUGGAGAAAGUGAUCAGCAUUCAACAUUUUAAACUUCCCAAAAGAGUGAUAUUGGCGAAAAGAGCAAGAGAAGAUGAAAGUCUUUCAGACAGAGAUUUGAUACAGCAGUACACAUUUCCAAAUAAUAAAAGAACAAGAGGCGUUGAGGACCUGCAUCCACACUCUCCCUCCGAACUGGAUGUGUCCUCAUCAUCAACAGACCGUUCAGCCACUGAGGAAAGCCCAAGGCCACAUUGCAAGUUGCGGAAUCGAUUUGCUACUUUUUUAGCAAAAGGAAAUGAAGAUUCGGGCACCGUUGUUGUUCCUGGAACCAGAAGCCGGUUCUUCUGCAUUCCCAAAGCUGGUGCUCCAGAUUCAGACAUUAAAUCCAGUUUAGUAACUAAUGCAACAGAGGAACUGAGGGACCCAAGACCAACACAUUCUUGUAAGAACGAGAAGAAUGAUGUUUUGACGAGCAUAUUUAGCAAUGAAGGCGAACAGGAUGAAAAGCCACUUGAGAGUUUGAACAUUGAUCCAAAUACAAAUAUGGUUCCUGCAAGGGUUCAAUUGGAGGCCAGGAGAAACUUGAGUGCUUUCGGUUGGUCUGGAGGACUGAGGGAAAAAUCGGGGAAUUCGAGCCCUGCUGCCGGUUUAUCUGUGCUGCAGCAGUUCCACAGACAGGUAGCACACCCAUCUCAAUCUAAAUGUACUGAUGGUAAAACAAUAACAGAAUCGGAUCAGAAUAUAACACAGCAUCAACCAAACUUUUCAAAACAAUCUGAAGAAUCCAAAGAUGAUAACUGUGAGCUGCUGAACUCCUCACCUUCACUUCUCAGUGUUAGGUUUGCUCUGGGCAGUUUCAACUCCUCUGGUUCUUUGUCAACAUCCACAAGCUCUGAGUUGGCUGAACCGAGUGAUCGUGCAGCAUCUCAUGAUCAAUGUUCCAGUGCCCUCACUUUGCCAUCUUUACCAGAGACAACUAAUAGAACUGUAAAGCAUCGGAUUCUUGGAUUACCCAGACUGGGCUCUGGAUCUGCAAAAAAAAUCACAAAACUGAAGCUUCCAGAAUCGGCGAGAGCCAGUGGAUUAAUCCAAAAUUCACUGAAAUCUGCACCAAACAAUGAGAACAAGCCUGAGCUACAGGCCACCAUCCAUGACUUGUGGAACAAAUUUGAGUUUAAGCGAAAAUCCAAGUUGGUUCGAUCGUUUGAAAUACCUGAGCCAAUGACCCCUAUCAAGGACAACUUGCAACUCUUGACGCCAGAGAUUGAUCAAAGUAUUUUAUUAAGAUCUGAAUGUAUUUCUGUACAGAGAGCCAUACAAUGGUGAGAAAUUCAUGAGGUUUAAACUAUUCCGUGUCACUGUUAAUGUCUGAUCAAAAUGAAUUAUCACCGGAAAGUGAUAUUAAUUUACAUAUUGUAUGCAAUCCAUCUUGCAAGCUACUAGCAUUAAACUUUUUUUCAAAUGGCAA